This is a messenger RNA of Trichoplax adhaerens, 867 nucleotides long. RefSeq lists its product as uncharacterized. Bases 128 to 526 code for a protein of 132 amino acids. NCBI's taxonomy places the organism in Eukaryota, Metazoa, Placozoa, Uniplacotomia, Trichoplacea, Trichoplacidae. The record is from RefSeq and is a predicted model, not a curated record. The transcript has 3 exons.
UCGAACACUAAGCUUCCUUAAAAUAUUGUCUAUUGCUUUACUUUGGAAAUUCAGGAAGGAUCGCAGAAUUUAUCUCAAGAAUUAAUUUAGAAAAUUAAAAGUUGUUGAGAAGGAUCAUUGCAAGAAAAUGAAUACUAAAUUGGCUCUCAUUGCGUGUCUAUUUCUCUUUGCAUUUGCUUACGCCACUGAAGAUGACAAUUCUAAGCUCGAUAAUGACAAUAAGGGUGGGCAUGGACCAGGCUAUUACGAUAUUGCUGAAAAGGAUGUCCAUAAACUAGACCCGUACGAAAUUGCCGACAAAGAUGCAUACAACGAACUUGGAGAAAUAGAUGAGUCUUAUGACAUGGAUAAAGGAUUCGAUUCAGAAUUUGAGAAUGGUCUAACCGAGAAAAGCACCCAGGCCUUUUGGCGCCGUCGCCGCCGCCGUCGUCGUCGUGCUCCAGCCCCUGCUCCGAAACCUCGACGUCCCAUCAUCUUCCAUUUUUAUCGUCGUCGACAGAUUUUCGUCUAUGGCAAAAAACGAUAAAAUAUUCACUACAGAAUUAAACUAGUUUAUAAGGUCCAUUUUCCUAAAAUUAGAGAGCAACCAAGACAGAUAAGAAUCGUAUACUGUCUAUAUUUUGCUAAACUAAGAAUGUAGAAUAUUUAAAUGCUAUUUUAUCGCAUCUUGUUAACAGUAGUUUAAAACUGAAUGAUCCGUAAAGUAUUACUGCUAGUUCAUGGCUAGACGAAGUAGUCUAUAAUUGCAAUAUCAAAUUAAAAUUUUUCAGUAAUAAUAUGUUAUUUACGUUAUGUACCUGAUAUUGCCUGUAUCUGAUCCUAGUCUUCUUUUUUGGUCACAAAAUAAACGUUUCAUAUACGAUGAAU